GUAUCAUUGUGUGUGUUCAUCCCCAUGUUCCACCUGGGUUAAGGGAUGUCACUAAUCCAAUAAUUGUGCAGCUUCCUGGGUUUCUGGAGACACUUUCCAGGAAAGUACACCUUCCUGCUAGUGUUUUCCCCACCUCCAUAGUCUUGCUCCAUAGACUUCCUUGCUGCAAUAUGACGCUUGUGGGUUAAUGCUCCCAGGUCACCUAGUUUCAUUCAGGUCUGUUCCUUACACUGAGUCGCACAUUACAGCAAGGCAGCCUUCCUGGGCGCAGGAGAGACAGAAAGGAAAAGAGGACAGGAAGGCUCAUGGAUUUAAUAUGGAAUACUUUUUCUACAGUGGAAAGAACACUCUUCAAAGAAACAUCUCUGCCAAAGGAGACUACAGAUUUAAUCAGCACAGCUGGUUACGAUGGCAUCAUCCAGCACCUCAAUGAUGGCAGGAAGAACUGCAAGGAGUUUGAAGACUUUUUGAAGGAAAGGGCUUCUAUAGAAGAAAGAUAUGGCAAGGACCUGAUUAAUUUAUCACGGAAAAAACCCUGCGGGCAGACAGAGCUGAACACCCUGAGAAGAGCUCUUGAGGUUUUCAAGCAACAGGUGGACAGCGUCGGGCAGAGCCACAUCCAGUUGGCCCAAACGUUGCGCGAAGAGGCGAGGAAGAUGGAGGACUUCCGGGAGAAGCAAAAGCUCCAUCGUAAAAAGAUCGAACUUAUAAUGGAUGCCAUUCACAAAAACCGGAAUCUGCAGUACAAGAAAACCCUGGACGCCAAGAGGCUGUAUGAGCAAAGGUGCCGGGACAAGGACGAGGCGGAGCAGGCUGUCCACCGGAGUGCAAACCUGGUCACGCAAAAGCAGCAGGAAAAGCUCUUCGUGAAAUUGGCUCAGACAAAGGCAGCCCUGGAAGAUUCGGACAGGGUGUAUCAGACGAACAUUGGUGCCCUGGAGAAGAUCAGGGAAGAAUGGAAGAAUGAGCAUGUCAAGGCGUGUGAGUUCUUUGAGAGCCAAGAGACCGAAAGGAUAAACUAUUUCCGGAAUGCUUUGUGGCUCCACGUCAACCAGCUCUCUCAGGAAUGUGUCAAGAACGACGAGAACUACGAGGAGAUACGCAAGAGCCUCGAACAGUGCAGCAUCGAGAAGGACAUCGAGUUUUUUGUGAACGCCCGCAAAACAGGCACCAUCCCACCAAAUCCAGUGGUCUACGAAAACUAUUACAACACACAGAAGAGUGCAGCGCCAGGGAGAAAUCAAGCCCCAGCCCCUGGGAGGAGGCCAAAGCUACCUGUUCCUUCCAGCGGGCCAUUAGACCCUGAAUACUCUACUGUGGAUGGAUACAGUUUAAUACAUCACCACUAGCCCAGAGAAUAUCUUGAAGCCGUUCUGCCCAGCUGUCCCUCCUUGAGGAAAGCAAGUGAGAAAAUAACAGUGUAUUAAAAGCUGCGGCUUUGCUCUCCACUCUCCCGUCCCCGAUGACUGUGUUUUCUACUGGACUGUUUAAAAGCAAGAUCUCCAGAGGAGAUUAUUUCAUUCACAAUGGAGGACGUGCGCCAGCGACGGGGGAAAAACUCUGGCUUUUCUCACAACAAAUCCUAAAGACUUUUCAUUUCAAGGAGGGGGAGUGGGGGGAUACCCUUAAGUGCUCAACAGUUGCUGCAGUGUCAUGUCUCGGCCAUUGGGUUUCGGUGUGUGACUCCUGAAUUCAGAUCCUCAUCUAAUAGUGAAAAUACAUAAGUGGAUGACCUUGGGCACAUUGCCUGCUAUCUACCUUACCUACCUCACAGGGUUGUUGUGACGGUAAAGUGAGAUAAUCCCAUUAUGUUGUCCUGAACUCUUUUCAGGAACUGGGGUGCUUAUGUGAAGGCAAGUUUUGCUGGGAGUGAAAAUGGCAGGGUGGGAUGGGGGAGAGGGAGAUGGCAUUAAUCUGAGUCUAGUGAGGUCCAGAACUGAAGGACUCUGAACGAUUCAAACAUUUAAAUGAUUCCAUCUUUCAAUGAUUCUAAGUCAAAAUCAGAUAAUGGCGCUAACAUCUGGAGUACUUCAUAUUCUCCACUGCUGCGUGAACUCUGGUGGUGCAGAAUGCAGCUUUCUGACAAUCCUUUCAUUUUAAAGAAAGGCAAAGGGUUGCUAGUCCUCAUGGUUUUUUGAGAGGUGGAAAACAUGUGGCUGCGGCUUGUUGAAGGAAGAGGCUUGCAAUCCAGAGAAAACCGCAGAGUGAGGCUUCUGUCCUCUCCCCAUGGCUUCCAAUCCCUUCUCCCGUGCCCAGUUUCAUUCCUUACGUUAGCUCUGGCAAGACCCUGCAUUUAAAGCAUUGCCUUGUGAGAGAAAUGUGGGAAUGUGGGAAUGAGGCAGCCACUGGUUAUCUGGCAUAGUUGGGGCUUCCUUCACACAUCACCCCUCCAGGUGCACUCGUGGUGGUAUCGGGGCAGUUCUUUGCAGUGCCGCUAUUAAUACUUCUGUUGCCUGCUUAGGUUUGGGGGGGCUGAUGUGCCACUGAUGUGUCCUGCAAUUUCCUGCUGGAAUCCUGCAACUUUAAUACCAGAAAGAUUCUGUUUUAAUUUUUUUGUCGUCCCACUUGUGUUGUGUCAUAGCGCAAGAGCUCCCCUCCUGGCAGCAAUAGUGUGACAACGUUGCGGGGGGGGGAGCAUUGUGGCCCAACCAAGGAAGCAGAAUGAUGUGCAGAAUGAUUUAGUCUAGCAUAAACCCACCGCAAAUGUGUUAUUACUGCAUCAACGACAUCCUGCAGAACAGACCCACGAAACGACAACGACAAAAACCUCCACUCUGGAGGGGCCCUUGCUGGUAUCAUGCCUGUGACUCAAAGCAUUCCAGAUUCUUCAUGGGGGGGAGGAAGAACAAAUACCUCCAACCAAACCAAACCUGUUUGUGCAAGCAGGCAAACCUUUUAUUUCACUUGCAGAACUUGGUUAUCCUGACUGCAGUUCCCCAUCCAUCCCUCUCUUUAGCGCUGGCAACCGUUUUCUCGAAAAUGAAGUAGUGUUAACCAUUGCUUCCUCGUUCUACAACACCAAGGGAAGUGUUAUGUGUGUUGUCUGGGCAGUCUGCAUUAGCCCUCUGCCUGGCCUCUGUGGUCAAUUUCCGCAACUGGAUUUCAGCAGGUCUGGGAAAAGGGCUUUCCCUAGGAUGUUUCUCAAUUUAGGUUCCAAACUGAGAGGCAUAUACUGAAGGUCUUGGAUAUAUGCCCAAAUCUCUCUGCGUGAUGGGAUAUCUUGUGGUCCCAAGCACUGGGAACGCAGUUACUUCUUUGGAAUGGAAGUAACUGGAGGCUAGUGGUGCCUUUUAUUUAUGGUUUUAUGUCGAGUCCCUAAGACAGAUGGCAUCUUGAAUGCCUCCUUCUGGCAAGUCCUGCAGCCAGGCUGGUGCUCUGCUCUCCUUUGGACCACAUCAGCGAGGCCGAGAGGAGGGUCUUGUCAACCCCAUAAGCACUGCCCAGGCUUGUGCCCCAGAGAGGUCACUUUAGUGCUGCAAGCACAGCAUAAGAUGGAAGGGCUUAAAGCAUUAAUACUUCAGCACACCUAACUUCCCUGUUGGGUUUGUAGAGGGACCACCAAAUCGACAGCUUUGGAUUUGGGACAGCGGGCAAAAUCAGGCUCACUUUCCGUUUGCGGUUCCCAGUUACGCCACCAGUUGACAGCCCUGUUCUCUUGCCAAUGACAUCACCUCCAGCCUGGGGAGGGGAGAGUUCUGCCCCCUUCAUCUUAGGGGGCUGCCUUAUACAGUGGUACCUCGGGUUACAAACGCUUCGGGUUACAUGUUUUCAGGUUGCGGACCGUGGGAAACGCGGAAGUACCGGAAAGGGUUACUUCCGGGUUUUGCCGCUCGCGCAUGCACAGAAGCACUAAAUCGCGUCACGCAUGUGUGCAGACACAGCGUUGCAGGUUACGAACGCUGUGGGUUGCGGAUGUGCCUCCGUCACAGAUUACGUCCACAACCCGAGGUUCCACUGUAUUGAGUCAGACCAUUGGUCCAGCUAGCUCAGUUUUGGACAGGAGAUGCUCUCAAACCUCCUUGGAAUUUUUUUGGGGUUGAACUAUUGCAGGCUUCCUCAACCUCGGCCCUCCAGAUGUUUUUGGCCUACAACUCCCAUGAUCCCUAGCUAGCAGGACCAGUGGUCAGGGAUGAUGGGAAUUGUAGUCUCAAAACAUCUGGAGGGCUGAAGUUGAGGAAGCCUGAACUAUUGGUACCUGCUGCAUGCAAAAACCUCCCCUUCUAGAAGCUCUUUGGCUAUUUGGUUUCUAUGAAACAGUAUGGUCCAAGCUAAACAUAACAGAGUAGACACUCAAUAAACUUGGCUGGGGCCUUCGAGUCAAUAGAGAGACUGGUCUGAACACUUUUGCAGUGCCUUUUCCUAUUUGCAGAAAUCCAGCUUAGAGGGGACCCAAAAUCCCAUUUAAUCCAACUCCAAAUUUAUUACUGAAGGUAAAAGAGAUGCAAGAAAUGGAUUUCUCAGAAUUGGCUUUUCUCAGUGGAUUCCCCACCUCCACCCCUUUAAUUAUUUGAUUUCUUUAAUAUGGUUGAAGGAAAGAGUUGCUGAUUUGUUUCCCAGCUACUAGGGCUGGCGAUUAAUAAAAUGUGGAUUAAUAAAAAUUCACACUAAGCUGUGAGACUUUGGUUCAUUGAAAUGCUUUGCUGUGUUGAAAUUGCUUCACAUAAGAGAUUGGGUGACCAUUAAUAGCCUGCGAGUUUCUGGCUGUGGAAGGAACGGGGAUGCGUGGAAAUUGCUUGCCUUUCUGUGAGAGCAAAACAAAUACGAUCACAACUGGAAAUGGGCCCACGUUUGCAUACUGUACUCAAGGGCUGGGAAACUUUUGCAGCCUGGGGAGUCACAUUCUGUUUGGGGUAAAUUUCUGGCUAGUUUACACACACACACACACAC
Molecule: messenger RNA, 4887 nt
Organism: Zootoca vivipara (common lizard)
Lineage: Eukaryota; Metazoa; Chordata; Lepidosauria; Squamata; Lacertidae
Gene: PSTPIP2
Product: proline-serine-threonine phosphatase interacting protein 2
Biological process (GO): actin filament polymerization
Cellular component (GO): actin filament; plasma membrane; cytoplasm
Molecular function (GO): actin filament binding
Source: RefSeq, a predicted model, not a curated record